ACAGUAGACACAGUGUGUUUCAGUUCAGCACUUGGACAACAAUAACAUUGUAACCGAAUCUCCGCAGGUUUGCAAUUUGCACGGUACUCAUCAUUUUUUCGACGUAAUUUCUUCCAACUUUGGUUAAACUUUGAAAUUUUUAGUCAAUUGGUGCUAAAUAUUAAAGAAAAUCUUGCUUUAAGUAUUUGCACGAUAUAAUAGUCAUUAAAUAGUCAAAUCUCGCUGGAAAUUUUGAAAUCGGAAAAUUUCGUCAUUCGUGUCUCCAUAUUUUUCGCCUUAUCAGACAAUUGUGUCAAAUUCGAGCCCUGACUGAUUUUUACAGCGUAUUUAGUUUGUUUAAUUUACCUGUCGCAACAUUUGUCCCAACAUUUAACCAACGAUAAGGUUGUCUGCCAAUUCACCAUCUCUCCGACGACGACAUCUCUUCGUCAUUUGUAGCCCACUUGUUUCUUGUCCCGAUGACCUUUCGACCCCUGUUCCAACUCUGCACUUCCUUCGCCUGAUUUCAGAUUCCAUCCGCGACUCGUCCACUUCGAACAGGUCACGAACUACUGCAGUUUUUGCAUAGCAAUCAAUCGUCACCCCCCGGAUCUGGGACCCCAUCCGAAAACGGGGGCAGGACAGACAACCAUGAAAAAACUGACAACAAUACAACAACUUCUACACCUAUUUUAACCUAUCGUCCACCUUGUGAAAUAUCAAUAUCGCCCUCCAGAUAAGAAGAACACCCGGACGAGAAGAAUAUUAAUCACAAUUUUUAAAAAAUGGCUGCUAAAUGAUGUUUAUGAUGGAUGGAUAAUUAUGAUGAUGACCACCAUACUCGUAACUAACUACUACGCUACGGCUACUUACUACUCAACUUAGUAAAACUUAACUGAAAAAAGAACGCAAUAAAAGAAGGUGAUGCUGCAAGAAACGGCUCAGUCUACGUCGUCCUCUCCUCCCGCAGCAACGUCCACGAUAAGCAGCAUCCUCCUCACGGCAAAGCAGAAAGAAGUGUCAUCGUCUCAGAAAGUGUCAAAUAGUCAAAGUAGUGACAAGAGUGAUAGCAAAAAUCGUGAUAUUAAUUGUAGCGCCCCCACUGUAGCUAAUAAAAAGAGUGACCACUCUUUCUUCUCUUCGGACCCGAGCGAUUCUAAAUUUUUAAAUAUCGACGCAUAUUCAGACACAAGUCGAGCCACGGAAUCCAAAUCCACGUCGUCUUCUUCUCAAGCGGAAACGGGGCAAAGUACGAUAAGCUCCGAACAAAAGUCAGGCUCAUUUAUGGACUUGCACACUCUUCAUCCCAUCUUUAAAUCUUUUCUCAUCGGGUCCGUAUCAGGAACAUGUUCGACCGUUCUUUUCCAACCGUUGGAUCUGCUAAAGACGCGACUUCAGCAAGCGCCCAGCCCAGCACAACUCAGAUCUUUCAGUCCGACGGUCCCCUUUUCGGCCGCGACCACACCCAUCUCGAUGGUCUCAAUAGUCUCACAAAUCCUCCGGAAUGAGAAUCUCUUCUCGCUGUGGCGUGGCAUGACUCCGUCGCUGACCAGAUGCGUGCCCGGAGUGGGACUAUACUUCGCCACGAUUCACGGUCUUAAGGGCGCCUUUAACAUUACGGGCGAGCCUACAGCCAUGGAGUCACUCCUUUUGGGGAUGACGGGACGCUCCUUCAGCGGCGUGUUGAUGAUCCCGUUCACCGUGAUCAAAACGAGGUUCGAGAGUAAAGUCUACCAAUAUUCUAGUAUUCGAGAAGCCUGGAGGUGCAUUUAUGCGCAAGAAGGGGUCCGCGGACUUACGUGUGGUCUGGUCCCGACGCUUUUGAGGGACGCUCCCUUCUCCGGGCUUUAUCUCAUGAUGUACACUUCCACCAAGAAGGCUAUCGGUCCCGAGUGGAUGUCCGACCCCACGUUUGGUCCGUAUGUCCGCUUUUCCGCUGGGAUCGUGGCUGGCGUGGGUGCUUCGCUGGUCACGCAACCCUUCGACGUUAUCAAGACAAAGAUGCAACUCUACCCGGACAAGUUUACUUCGGUGAGGCAUGUGGUUCCGUACGUAUUCCAGAGGUACGGAAUCCAAGGAUAUUUUAAAGGAAUCAUGCCCAGGAUGAUAAGAAGAACGUUGAUCGCAGCAAUGUCAUGGACCCUUUAUGAACAACUUAUCCACAGUUUGGGACUUAAGUAAGAAAAGGAAAUUAGAAAUUGGACUCUAAGAACCCCACCGUUUUUUAAUGAAAUCAAACCUCGUCUGGAUACGAGUUGAAUAAUAAUGGUUACGUUUUCGGACUGGAUCUGGACCCUGAUACAUAAAUAACUGAAUCGCAGCAGCUACGUACAUACGUUAACUCGGAUUUAAUUAAUUAUUAAUUACUGCUUUUUUUACUAAUUACGGAUAAGUAAUUAUUUAUUUAAGGGAUGAUUAACGAGAGAUUAUUAUUUUAUUAAGUAACUAACUAGUGCAACUAUACAUGAUAAUGAUCGAGUCGGUUUUAACUUAAUUAUAGUUUCGCUGACUUUUUAACUAUGAUGGGUAUAUAUUUUCGCACAUUAUUAUUAAGUUUUUGGUUAGUCAACCUAUUUAUGUCCUUAAUUAGUUCAUCCACGGAACUUGUAAAGUAGUCAGACAGGAACUGUGUCAUUUUUUGUGGCAUGCGAGCACUAUCGUGAGUUUUAAAGAAAAAAUACGUACAAAAACAGGUGCCUACGUACAAUAGUGACGUUUAUAUUUUACUUGGGAUGUUAAAAGUAUGUAAUUUACAUAAGUCCUUUGGAGAAUAAUGUAUGCAUUAUUCUAAAUAACCAGUAAUUAAUGAAUAGUCGGUGCAGGUCAUCACUAUUUUAAUAAAACAAUCACUAUAUAAAUACAACGUAUAUACGUACAUGCCCAGCUACCUACGUCAUGAAAUUUUGAAACAUUUGUAUAUCUGUGCUUAUAUUAUGCAUACGUCACUUACACUAUUUAAUGAAAUAAAAAGGUCAAGUAUAUUUAUUACAUUGGCGUCAUUUACAUAA
This is a messenger RNA of Folsomia candida, 2987 nucleotides long. Its product is annotated as mitochondrial glycine transporter A. Bases 904 to 2160 code for a protein of 418 amino acids. The record is from RefSeq and is a predicted model, not a curated record. Lineage: Eukaryota; Metazoa; Arthropoda; Collembola; Entomobryomorpha; Isotomidae. Gene Ontology annotation, biological process: glycine import into mitochondrion. The transcript is spliced from 11 exons. Gene Ontology annotation, cellular component: mitochondrial inner membrane; mitochondrion. Gene Ontology annotation, molecular function: glycine transmembrane transporter activity.